ACAGCCGCACACCUCUCUCUUCCUUCAUCCCAUCCCCCAGCAUUUCUCGUUCGGGCUCUGUUUGUUUAAAUGCCGUGUGGGAAGCGUGGGCACCAUUCAGAGUCAGUCUUAUGACCAUGUUUUUCCUGACUCCACUCUUGGUAGCAGUUGUCUGCAUUUUGAUUGCCUGGAUCUUUAAAAAUGCUGAUGGAAACAUGGAGAGAAGAAAGGUGGAGACUAGAGCCAGGGCCCAGGCCCGUCCUUGGGUGGAUGAGGACCUAAAAGACAGCUCUGACCUGCACGCAGUGGAAGAAGAUGCUGAUGACUGGCAAGACUCAGAGGAAAAUGUGGAACAUAUUCCAUUCUCCCACACCCGGUAUCCUGAAAAGGAAAUGGUUAAGCGAUCCCAGGAAUUUUAUGAACUUCUCAAUAAAAGGCGGUCUGUCCGAUUCAUAAGUAACGAGCAAGUACCCAUGGAAGUCAUUGAUAAUGUCAUCAAAGCAGCAGGAACCGCCCCAAGUGGGGCCCACACAGAGCCCUGGACCUUUGUGGUUGUGAAGGACCCAGACGUGAAGCACAAGAUUCGGGAGAUCAUUGAAGAGGAGGAGGAAAUAAACUACUUGAAACGGAUGGGACGCCAAUGGGUCACGGACCUGAAGAAGCUGAGAACCAAUUGGAUUAAAGAGUACUUGGACACAGCUCCCGUUCUGAUUCUGAUUUUCAAGCAAGUUCAUGGUUUUGCCGCAAAUGGCAAAAGGAAAGUCCACUACUACAACGAGAUCAGUGUCUCCAUUGCUUGCGGUCUCCUCCUGGCUGCCCUGCAGAAUGCUGGACUGGUGACUGUCACUACCACUCCUCUCAACUGUGGCCCCCGACUGAGGGAGCUCCUGGACCGCCCCUCAAAUGAAAAGCUGCUGAUGCUGCUCCCAGUGGGGUACCCCAGCAAAGAGGCCACGGUUCCCGACCUAACACGGAAACCCCUAGAUCAGAUCAUGGUGACCAUGUAGUCAAGAGCCUAUCCGGGAUGCUGGCAGACAAUGGCUUGGUCCUCUCCUGUCCCUCUUGGGUGUACAAGGCUGCUCUUUCCAUGGCGGUUAGGUCUCCCCAGUACCCCACUCCACUCAAGAAACUUUCCACCACAUCGGGCCCUUGGAGUCUGAGAAGUCCUGCUCCCCAGAAAUAGUAAGAGGGCAACGGGUACUUUCGUGUCUCAUCCACUCUGGAAACGCAUUAAGCUUUUACUAAGAACAGGCCCUGGUUUUUAAGUUCUUAAAACUCUUCCAGAAAAGUCACUGGUGGUUUUCUUCCUCUUACAUUUUAAAAGCUCAUAGGCAGGAAAGAGUCUCCAGAAUGUUGAACGUAGCCCAGAGAACUCGGCUAUGUGAUCAUUCUUGAAUUUAAAUUUAGACUCAUCAAGUAACUUCUGCCCUCUGAUUUCUGGUGGCUUUUAGGCCAGGAUGUGCUUUUGAGAUCUACUCUUUUGCUGAACUUCAUGGCUAUCCUGCUAGUUUUUAAUAAGUAACUGUCAAAAUAAUUCCAACAUCACCGUCACAGAUCAGAACAGCUUGAGCAGGUGGCUCUGACCGGCAGCCCUCCGAACGUGCAAAGGGUUGUUGAAUCAUGGAGUGGCGUGUUGGAGCUGGUUCACACCAGCUUGUGGAAGCAGGCUGUUAAGUAUUCAGGAAUUUUGUGAGCCAGUUAUUAAACCAUUUGCGGCUGGAAAUCGCCCAUGGUGGAGUGUUUACAACACCGCAAUCGAUUGAUACUACAAAUCAGACUUUGUUUCCUUUUUCCUAAAGGGAACUGUUUUCCAUACACAGCACAAACAGUGUCUCCCUUCUUUUCUACGCGAGCCCACAAAAGAUAUUCCUUUUCUCCAGACGGUAGUCGAGCAGUUUGGGAC
Lontra canadensis (Northern American river otter) is the source of this 1882-nucleotide messenger RNA. RefSeq names its product iodotyrosine deiodinase (gene IYD). The coding region runs from base 111 to 986 and encodes 291 amino acids. Lineage: Eukaryota; Metazoa; Chordata; Mammalia; Carnivora; Mustelidae. The transcript has 5 exons. The record is from RefSeq and is a predicted model, not a curated record. Gene Ontology annotation, biological process: thyroid hormone metabolic process. Gene Ontology annotation, molecular function: oxidoreductase activity.